Molecule: messenger RNA, 2666 nt
Organism: Cotesia glomerata
Lineage: Eukaryota; Metazoa; Arthropoda; Insecta; Hymenoptera; Braconidae
Gene: dyl
Exons: 6
Coding region: 306-2186 (626 amino acids)
Source: RefSeq, a predicted model, not a curated record
AGUAGGUCACUAGGACGCGGCUCUCAGGCUCAUCGAAGCCCUCUCGCACGUUCAGUCAGUCCCCGCCGGCCAAGACAAUCACUCCGGGCCACAAAUCCUCACCCUCGGUCGCCUCGACAAUUAUCAGGGGUCCGAGUCUUAUCGAUCGAGGUCAGGCUUUCAAUUGUGAAAGAGAUCGAACGUGAUUUGUUAAUUGUUUUUUUUUUUUUUUUGCAUUGUGCGGGUGACUAAGUGAUUAUUUUCGGUUAAAUAUUCAUUUUUUUAAUUGCCGCCGUAUAUGUGAGAAAAUCACACACUCAUAGGCGAUGGAAAGAACACGCAGGACGAUACGAAGAACGAUGCUAAGUUUAUUACUCCCUUUACUACUGAUAUUUAGUGUGAAAUGCGAGUCACCACUGGUAGACAGUAGUGCCCUGCCACUGGAACACAGAUCAGUAUACGGCCCACCAGCUCAAUACGGCCCGCCACAAUCUCACGGUGCGGAAGAAAACUGGCCAUUAGCGUCGCCGGACACGCCGCAAAUAAAGAACCUCCAGGUGCAAUGUGAAAAAACGCACAUGCGAGUAAAUAUAGAAUUUGACCGGCCCUUUUACGGGAUGAUAUUCAGCAAAGGUUUCUACUCGGAUCCUCACUGCGUCCACUUAAAACCGGGCACUGGUCACUUGAGUGCGACUUUUGAAAUUUACCUGAACUCCUGCGGCAUGAGCAGCUCAGGAAAUCACAACGUCGCGGCUUACGGCGCACCUACGCCUUCCGGAAGCUAUGUAGAGAACACAAUUAUCAUUCAAUACGACCCUUACGUGCAAGAAGUCUGGGAUCAAGCAAGAAAAUUGCGAUGCACCUGGUACGACUUCUACGAAAAAGCCGUCACAUUCCGUCCCUUCCAAGUUGACAUGCUCCACGCAGUCACUGCUAAUUUCUUGGGUGACAACCUGCAGUGUUGGAUGCAAAUCCAAGUUGGCAAAGGUCCUUGGGCUUCUGAAGUAUCUGGCAUUGUCAAAAUUGGACAGACCAUGACCAUGGUGUUGGCUAUUAAGGACGACGAGAACAAGUUUGAUAUGUUAGUUAGAAAUUGCGUUGCUCAUGAUGGCAAAAGAGCGCCUAUUCAGCUUGUUGAUCAGUACGGAUGUGUCGUCAGGCCGAAAAUAAUGUCCAGAUUCCAAAAAAUCAAAAACUUUGGUCCAAGCGCGUCUGUAGUAAGCUUCGCAUACUUCCAAGCAUUCAAAUUCCCGGACAGUAUGAACGUCCACUUCCAAUGUGUAAUUCAAGUUUGUCGUUACAACUGUCUUGAGCCGAAAUGUGGGCAUCCAGGUCUUGAAUACGGAGCACCAUCUAAUGCAAUUUCUCAAGAGUAUGGCGCUCCAGUUCACCAAAGUCUCGGCUCCGAGUAUGGAAUUCCUCCGGUACCAGAAUAUGGUAUUCCACCAGCGUAUCCUGACCCUCGUCAUCCAAGUGGCCCGGCUGGCGCUUACAGUGAACCAAAUCCUGACGUGGUUCCCGCACCUCAGGCUCAAACUUCAUCGUCUUCACCCAGCUCAACUCCAGGAGACUCUACAGCUAGUAGCCCACCCCAAAGCGGCCAAGAUGGUGCUCAUUUAGGUCCUCCUCCACUACCUGGUCAUCUUGGAGCUUACCAAACUGUCAAGAGGAAAGGAACCGUCGGUUCGGAUGAAUUGGAAGGAAAUCUUGCGACUCUUGGUGGUCGACCAAGAUCAGUUGAGGGAUUACCAGCUGAACUUAGAGGUGCUAGGAAACGCCGACACCUUGACACAAUGGAAUUCGACCCGAAUGUUUUCCACACCGUGCAAAUAGUAUCGUCGCACGUCUACAAACGCGCCGCCCAAGAAAUGACGGACGUCAACACGUCAAGAAUAAUCCAAGUAGUUUCACCGGAAGACGUAAACUUUGCAUUAGGAACAAACAACACCAAUAAUGAUACAACAGUAGUGAUCCAAAAUGCAAAUUUGCAUCCAGAUUCCGAGACUAUCUGUAUGUCUUUAACCGGGUUCAUUUGUGGCAUCGUUAUGCUUCUUCUCGUGGCUGCAGUCGCCUCGAUAGUAGCGGCUUUCCUUUUUAUGCGCGUCAGGGAAAUCGACUCCAAAAAUACCAACGUCAACACUUACGGUCAUCCGGUUUACGCUAAAAAUUGUCCGUCCAACCCGGAAUUCGUAAAAGUAACACACUGAGCGAACACACGUUAGGAAGGAAGAUCAAAUAUCAAUCAGGAAGAUGAGAUGAAAAUUAAUGUGUCCUAGUCUAUAUCUUUGACUCCUUAUUUUCUUCUUAUUUUCCUUAUUUAUCAUUUUUUUUAAUUGUAUCAUCAAUUUCAUUUUCAUCGCCAUCAUUUUUAUCAAUACCGAUUUCAUUAUCAUCUUCAUUAUCAUCAUUGCCAUCAUUGUUAUCAUCUUCAUCAUUAUCGUUAUCAUCUUCAUUAAUAUUAUUAUUAUGAUUAUUAUUAUUACAAUUAUUAAUAUUAUUAUCUUCAUUGUGCUUUUUUAAAUUUCAUUCUUCGUCUGUCAAUGUUUUAAUAUAGAAAAAACAAUUAUUUUUAUGUAAAUAAAAUCUCUGUAGAUCUUUUGAUGUAUAGAGAUAUUGAAGUUUUAAAAUGUCUGACUAAAAUCGCAUUAAAUGCAAUAAAAUUCUUACCAAUAGAAUAUUUUUAUAUU